CGAGGGGUUAUUGAAUCUUACUCCUCUUAUUUGUCUGUGGAUCUGUUAUUCCCAAUCUCCCCAAACCCUAGUUUUCUAAAUCCUCCAAUUUCUACGUUUGGAAUUCAAGAAUGGAGCAUCAGGACAGCAAGAUAUACAACCUGUUCGUGAAACACUUGGAUGGAAAAACCCUAACCCUCUUAUUUCCCUCUCCGAUCCUCUGCGUGAGUUUCAUCAAGGAUCGCCUUUUCGAACUCACUGGAAUUCCCGUGCAGCACCAGCGCCUCGUCACCGGAUUCCGAAACCUCAACGACGUAAUCCAAUGCUCCCCAGGAGAUGGCAACAUGUUCCCGUCCGUGCGGCUGCUGCUGCGUCUCAAAGGCGGAAAGGGAGGCUUCGGGUCGCUUCUUCGUGGCGCCGCGACGAAGGCCGGGCAGAAAAAGACCAACAAUUUCGACGCCUGUCGGGACAUGAGUGGUCGGAGGCUGAGGCACGUCAACGCCGAGAAGAGGUUAGAGGAGUGGAAGGCCGGAGAAGAGGAGAGAAAACUCGAGAAGGUGGCGGAGGAGUUUCUCAAGAAGCAAAUGAAGAAGGGUAAGGGUAAGGGAAAGGCUCAAGGUGAUGGUGAAGCUCACAAAUACGUGGAGAAAUAUCGGGCGGAAUCUGAACGAUGCGUUGCGGAGGUUGCCUUGUCCGUUAAGGAGGCUCUCACUGCCAAACGCAAGACACCUUCACAACCCCAACACGAUGCCAAGAAGUUAAAGAUAUGGAUGGGGAAGAGGAAAUUGAAUGAAAGUGACAGUGAUUAUAGUGAUGAUUCUGAUGUAGAGGGGAAAAUGGAGAAAUCAGAUUUAUUGAAUGACCAGAAUAAGUCUGAGUCAACUAUGGCUGAGGGCAGUCUGGGUUCGGUGACUGGUGGAGGAGGCGCCUCUGGUUCUGGCUCGUGUGAAAGUGGCUCCGAGGAAGAGAAGGAAACUAUUGUACAAGGAAAUGUGGGAUCUGUUGGGUUGCUAAGUGAUGAAAGUAUUCAGCCCGUGGACGAGCCUAUGGUAAGCAAUGAAGCUAUUGAUGGUGCUGUGACUCAGGUCUCAAAUAUUACAGGCUCUGAAACUGUGGCCACUGGCGACUCUAAUAAUGAUAUGGAAAUUGAUGGAUCAUUUGAGCAUAAAGCAGCAGUCAAUGAAGAGAACUCGCCAAGCACUAGUGUUCCCGCGAUGGAUGAGCCCCUGAAUUUUGAUGCAUUUAAUUCCUCUUCCGAACUUGAGGUUCUUGGCUUGGAAAGGUUGAAGUCUGAACUGCAGUCACGUGGGUUAAAAUGUGGAGGUACUUUGCAGGAGCGGGCUGCCAGGCUGUUUCUUCUAAAAAACACUCCUCUGGAUAAACUUCCAAAGAAGCUGCUCGCUAAGAAGUAAAGAGUGUUCUGAGAUGGCAGUUACUUUUUCUGUACAGUAUUUCGUAACUAUUUGCACCUUUUACUUAGGUGUCAACUGUAUCCUCUGACAUGGGGAGCUGACUGAUGCAUGCCUUUUUCUGUUCGUUUUUAGUGUUCAUCGUGAGCGGUAUUUUAUGAAGUAAUAAUACCUUUUACCAGCACCUAAAGGAAGCUGAACACUGUAAAAUCCAAGAAUUAUGCAUUAUGAACAAUUCCAAUUUUUCCUUUUUGUUUUAUAUUAUCAGAAAACUUUAUCAUCAA
Messenger RNA from Vigna unguiculata (cowpea), 1672 nucleotides. RefSeq names its product Ubiquitin-like superfamily protein. The record is from RefSeq and is a predicted model, not a curated record. Gene Ontology annotation, molecular function: protein binding. Gene Ontology annotation, cellular component: nucleus. Lineage: Eukaryota; Viridiplantae; Streptophyta; Magnoliopsida; Fabales; Fabaceae.